UUUAGUGGCUUUUGCGUUGGGGUGCUAGGCGAAAUAAGGAACCAGCGAAUCCCCAGGGGCAGCUUGUAACUCGAAUUUCAACCAGCAGCAGAUACUAUUCUCCUGAAGUGAGAAGUAAGUCUUAUUACCAUUCGUUCAACCAACAAACUUGUCCGACUCCCAAAUAUCGGAAAAGACUUCAUUUUGAUACCUCAUACAAGUCUUUCAUCUAUUUCUUCUUCUUAAUAACCUUUUCAAUCUUUGAUUCCAAUAAAAUAAUAAUCACAAUGGCACCACCCACCGCCGAAAGCGCUUCUCCCAUCGGAAUUGCGAACUUACCAAAUCAAAGACACAAGAUUGUCGCAAAGAGAGGUGCUGCCUUCACUAUUAUGGUAUGUGUUUUCUUAUCCUUCUCUCAGAUCCUUCUGCUGUAUCAUACUCAUAACUUCCUCUAGGUUGCUGGCGAAUCUGGUCUAGGAAAAACAACCUUCAUUAAUACCCUUUUCUCUACCACAAUCAAAAACUAUGCCGAUCACAAACGUAGACACGCGAAGCAGGUGGAUAAAACCGUCGAGAUCGAAAUCACAAAGGCUGAAUUAGAGGAGAAAUUCUUCAAGGGUAUGGAAUUCGAUAUAUUCAGAACGCUGUGGUGAUCAAUUACCCAUUGUUGACAUUAUCUUAGUUCGUUUGACUGUUAUUGAUACACCUGGUUUUGGAGAUUAUGUCAACAAUCGCGAUUCCUGGAUGCCAAUUAUUGAGUUUUUGGACGAUCAACAUGAAUCCUAUAUGUUGCAAGAGCAACAACCUCGUCGUGUUGAUAAGAUUGAUUUACGUGUACACGCUUGUUUGUACUUCAUCCGACCUACUGGCCACACCUUGAAGCCUCUCGACAUUGAGGUUAUGAAGAGACUCAGUUCAAGAGUGAACUUGAUCCCAGUAGUUGCUAAGGCCGAUACCUUAAGCCCGGCUGAUUUGGUCCGUUUUAAGCAGAGGGUAUGAUAUAGUCAAUAAAUUUCAUCGCUUCGAAGCUAACAUAGUGUUUACAGAUCCAAGCUGUUAUCGAAGCACAAGGUAUCAAGAUCUAUACACCACCUAUCGAAGAAGAUGACGAGGCUGCUGCUCAACAUGCACGAAGUUUGAUGGCGGCUAUGCCUUUCGCGGUUAUUGGCUCAGAGAAGGAUGUCAAAACUGGCGAUGGACGUAUCGUUAAGGGACGCCAAUAUGCGUGGGGUGUGGCUGAAGUCGAGAACGAAGAUCACUGCGAUUUCAAGAAGUUGAGAUCCAUUCUCAUCCGAACACACAUGCUCGAUCUUAUCCACACCACCGAAGAAGCACAUUACGAGGCUUACCGUGCCCAGCAAAUGGAGACUCGCAAAUUUGGUGAAGCUAGACCUAGGAAGCUCGAUAACCCCAAAUUCAAGGAAGAGGAAGAAAGCUUGAGAAAGCGUUUCACCGAGCAGGUUAAGAUCGAGGAGCACCGUUUCAGACAAUGGGAACAGAAGCUCAUCAGUGAGCGUGAUCGUUUGAACAAGGAUUUGGAGAGUACACAUGCUGCUAUCAAAUCUCUAGAACAGGAACUUGAGCAAAUGCAAGGCACUGCCGCAACCCGCAGUCACGGCCGUCGUUAAAUAAUGCAUGGUUCGGGAGGAGUUCUAGUCUAAAAUUGGAUUGUGGGGACGUAGCAGGGAUGGAUGACAUGAUGGAGGCGAUGCCGGGAUAGUUGCAAACAGGUCAUUUUGCAGCUUGUGGUUUUUUC
Molecule: messenger RNA, 1735 nt
Organism: Sclerotinia trifoliorum
Lineage: Eukaryota; Fungi; Ascomycota; Leotiomycetes; Helotiales; Sclerotiniaceae
Source: the annotation of a GenBank genome assembly